Argiope bruennichi is the source of this 1277-nucleotide messenger RNA. RefSeq names its product tubulin-folding cofactor B-like (gene TBCB). The transcript has 3 exons. Gene Ontology annotation, biological process: tubulin complex assembly; post-chaperonin tubulin folding pathway; cytoplasmic microtubule organization. Gene Ontology annotation, cellular component: microtubule plus-end; nucleus; cytoplasm. The record is from RefSeq and is a predicted model, not a curated record. Bases 275 to 985 code for a protein of 236 amino acids. Lineage: Eukaryota; Metazoa; Arthropoda; Arachnida; Araneae; Araneidae. Gene Ontology annotation, molecular function: microtubule plus-end binding; alpha-tubulin binding.
GUUUUUGUUUUGGUUUUGAAGGUAUCUAUGGUAAUUUAGUAAUUUUCAAAUACUAAUUUUGUCUAAAAAAAUCUUGUUACAACUCAAUAUUUAAAAAAAAUUUACUCAAUAUUUAUUCAUUUUAAUGUCAGAGUUAUUUGUCUGAAUCCUUGUGAAAAUAAUUCUUUACCAGUAUUCAUUUGGAAAUUACUGAAUAAUUGCAAUUUUAAUUAAAUAAAGAAUUAAAGAAAUACUUUGUGGCUAAGAAUACUGAAGAGUUUUAGGUGGAUUAAAAAUGGGCGAGGAAAAUAAAAAUGUUCUUGAUAUUCUUGUAACAAGUACAAUAAUUUCUUUCGGCACUCAGCGCCGAUUUCCAACCAAGCUUACUAUUGGAGAACUGAAGCAGAAAUUAGAAUUGAUAACAGGUGGUUCUGCAUCAUCAAUGGAAUUGCAGUUACUGGAUGACAAGAAUGAAGUCAUAGCAAAGUUAAAUGACAACAGUGCUGUUUUAAGUUCAUAUCCUUUAGAUAAUGCUAAAGUACUUCAUGUUAUUGAUUCCUCAAUUCAAGCUGGGGAAUUUGAAGAUUUGUCUAAGGUAAAGAAGUUUGAAUUGUCAGAAGAAGAGUAUGCCAAAAGAGGUGAAACUCUGAGAGCUUUCAAGGAAAAGCUGAAACUUCAGAGCGAUGAACAAAAGGAAAGUUUUGCUGAAAAGAAGCAAAAAGAGGAGGAAGACUUAAUAAAGAAUAUGAGUGUUGGCAACAGAUGUGAGGUGCGCAUUGCAGGGAAGCCUACUCGCCGUGGUACAGUCAUGUAUAUUGGAAAAACUGAAUUCAAGCCUGGUUUUUGGAUUGGUGUUAAGUAUGAUGAGCCUGUUGGAAAAAAUGAUGGUUCCGUCAGUGGAAAGAGGUACUUCGAAUGUGUUCAGAAGUAUGGAGGUUUUGUUAAACCCCAUGAUGUUGUUGUCGGUGACUUUCCAGAAGAAACAUAUGAUCUUGAUGAAAUUUAGUGAAAUAUUUAAAUUUAGGAUACAAACUGCUUUCAAUUUUUUUUAAAAAAACUUGUUUUUUAAUACCAUUUUGAAUUAUUUUCCUACUAAAUAAUUUUCUUGUUUUUAUUAUUAUGCAAUCAAAUGAAUUAAUCAACUUGUGAAAAUUGAAGGAAUUUGCUACUUAAGAGAGAGCGAGAGAGAAGAAUUCUAAAGAAAUUUGCAGCGUCAUAAUUUGUAAUAUGCAUCACAGUAAAAUUUGCUUUUGAUGCUUUAUAAAAAGUAAUGUUUAAAUAAAUUCUGCAGAAUGCCA